CUCAGCCCCCCCGGAGCGUUCCUGCGGGGCCGUUCCGGUCGGGGCGAUGGCGGCGGCAGGCCCCGGGGCCGCUCCUGGCGCUGCUCCCUACGGCAACUUCCCGAACUAUUCUCGCUUCCACCCGCCCGAGGAGCGGCUGCGGCUGCUCCCCGCCGGCCUCCUGCGCAGCCUCUUCCCCACCGAGCCGCGCCCGCUGCUGGCGCUCGAUGUGGGCUGCAACUCGGGGGAGCUGAGUGUGGCUCUCUACAGGCACCUCCUCGGCCUCCCGGAGGGCUCAGCCGACCUGUCCCAGCCUGCAGACGACCUCAAGCUCCUCUGCUGUGACAUCGACCCCACGCUGGUGGCCAGGGCCCAGCAGGGCAGCCCCUUCCCCACCCACAUCUCCUUUGCCACCCUGGACAUCAUGGACCCCCCUGCCAGGGCCGCCCUGCUGGGCUCCUACCUGCGCCGCUUCGGCCGCUCUGCCUUCGACCUCUGCUUCUGCAUGUCCCUCACCAUGUGGAUCCACCUGCACCACGGCGAUGGAGGCCUGCAGCAGCUGCUGGCCCUGCUCAGCUCCCUCUGCUCCUACCUGCUGCUGGAGCCUCAGCCCUGGCGCUGCUACCGGGCAGCAGCUCGGCGCCAGCGCAGGCUGGGCCGGGGGGGCCUGGAGCACUUCUGCUCCCUGGGCAUCCGCGGGGACAUGGCCCAGGAGCUCAGCCUCAUCCUCACCAGGGACUGCUCCAUGCAGCUCGUGGCCUCCUUCGGCCCCACCAGCUGGGGCAGGAGCCUGCUGCUCUUCAGGGCGGGCAGGCGGCAGGGCGGGGAGGGGCACGGCCAGUCCUAGGGGGCUGGGACACAGCAGGGGUGGCAGAGAGAGCCCCCAGCUGCCCCCGGGCCAGAACAGACCCCCCCGGGCCAGAACAGACCCCCCCAGCACAGCCCACCCCCCCCCAGCACAGCCCAGACCCCAGCCCAACUCAGACCCCCCAACACAGCCCCCCCCAGCACAGCCCAGACCUCAGACCAGCCCAGCCCCCAGCCCAACUCAGACCCCCCCAGCCCAGACACCCUCAGCCCAGCCCAGACCCCAGCCCAGCUCAGACCUCCCCAGCCCAGCCCCCAGCCCAACUCAGACCCCCCAACACAGCCCCCCCCAGCACAGCCCAGACCUCAGACCAGCCCAGACCCCAGCCCAACUCAGACUCCCCCAGCCCAGCUCAGACCCCCCCAGCCCAGAUCAGACCCCAGCCCAACACAGCCCCCCCCAGCACAGCCCAGACCUCAGACCUCAGACCAGCCCAGACCCCAGCCCAACCCAGACACCCCCAACCCAGACCCCCUCAACCCAGCCCAGACCCCAGCCCAGCUCAGAUCCCCCCAGCCCAGACCCCCCCACCCAUGCUCUUCCCCAGCCCAACUCAGACCCCAGCCCAUCCUCUCCCCCUGCUCAACCCAGACCCCAGCCCAACCCAGACCCCCCCAAGCCCAUCCUCUGCCCCAUCCCCAUCCUCUCCCCAGCCCUGUGCAGUCACCCAGCCCUUGGCACUGAGUGUCCCACCCAGGCCUGGCUUCAACACGAGCAGAAGGCACCAAA
Messenger RNA from Pogoniulus pusillus (Red-fronted tinkerbird), 1576 nucleotides. RefSeq names its product BCDIN3 domain containing RNA methyltransferase (gene BCDIN3D). The coding region runs from base 47 to 826 and encodes 259 amino acids. Gene Ontology annotation, biological process: negative regulation of pre-miRNA processing. The transcript is spliced from 2 exons. The record is from RefSeq and is a predicted model, not a curated record. NCBI's taxonomy places the organism in Eukaryota, Metazoa, Chordata, Aves, Piciformes, Lybiidae. Gene Ontology annotation, cellular component: cytoplasm. Gene Ontology annotation, molecular function: O-methyltransferase activity; RNA methyltransferase activity.